Cucurbita pepo subsp. pepo (vegetable marrow) is the source of this 1804-nucleotide messenger RNA. RefSeq lists its product as uncharacterized. Gene Ontology annotation, molecular function: RNA binding; protein binding. Gene Ontology annotation, biological process: spliceosomal snRNP assembly. Gene Ontology annotation, cellular component: SMN complex. Lineage: Eukaryota; Viridiplantae; Streptophyta; Magnoliopsida; Cucurbitales; Cucurbitaceae. The record is from RefSeq and is a predicted model, not a curated record.
UUAUGGUUGCGCCUAGCCCUUCUCUAGGAAGCUCUGCUUUGUUAGAUUUUCCUUUUUAAGGUUUUUUUUUGGGGAAUUUUCGUUUUCGCUGUAAUUUUGGGGUUUAGAUUUUGAUUUUAUCAGAGCCAUUUUAGAGGGUUAGGAGGUGUGGGUGUUAGCUCAGUUGUUAGCGUCUCUCACCUGUGUUAUAUACCGCCAUUUCUCGCUCCAAUUUCCGUUUCGAUCACAAUUCAAACAGCUUACUGAUCGCCCUCGUCUUCCUGCUUACAGUUGGUUAUGGAUUUGUGAGGAUUUGCGGCUUUAGGGUUUUGAUUUCGUUAUUCGAUUUUGAAAUACACAUUUAAAGGAAUCAAUAAGGAGCAAAUCCAUAGUAUUUUUAGGUUAGAUUUAUAGAACUGUAAGUAGUUGAAUUUUGUGAGCGAUGGAUAAGAAGAGAGUGGCUAUUCCUCUUGUAUGCCAUGGCCAUUCAAGACCGGUUGUGGAUCUAUGUUAUAGCCCUGUUACGCCGGAUGGAUUCUUCCUCAUCAGUGCCAGCAAGGAUUCCAAUCCCAUGCUCAGAAAUGGAGAAACUGGCGAUUGGAUUGGUACAUUUGAAGGUCAUAAAGGUGCAGUUUGGAGUUGUUGUCUGGAUACCAAUGCUUUACGUGCUGCCACUGGCUCUGCUGAUUUUUCAGCGAAAGUAUGGGAUGCAUUAACUGGAGAUGUACUGCAUUCAUUUGAGCACAAGCAUAUUGUUCGUGCCUGUGCUUUUUCGGAGGAUACACACCUUUUAUUGACUGGUGGUCUGGAGAAAGUACUGCGUAUAUAUGAUCUGAAUCGUCCAGAUGCACCUCCAAGAGAAGUGGAUAAAUCCCCCGGCUCAGUAAGAACUGUUACAUGGCUUCACAGUGAUCAGACAAUAUUAAGUUCCUGCACUGACAUGGGAGGUGUCAGGUUAUGGGAUGUAAGAAGUGGCCAAAUAGUUCAAACACUUGAAACCAAGUCAUCAGUGACCAGUGCAGAAGUAAGUCAGGAUGGACGGUAUAUCACAACUGCUGACGGAUCUACUGUUAAAUUCUGGGAUGCAAAUCACAGCUUUGGCUUGGUCAAGAGCUACAACAUGCCUUGCACUGUAGAAUCUGCUUCAUUGGAACCCAAGUAUGGGAUGAAGUUCAUUGCGGGUGGAGAGGAUAUGUGGAUCCAUGUAUUUGAUUUUCAUACUGGCGAUGAGAUUGCGUGUAAUAAGGGUCAUCAUGGACCUGUACAUUGCUUACGCUUUGCACCCGGAGGGGAAUCCUAUGCCUCUGGAUCUGAGGAUGGAACCAUUAGGAUAUGGCAGACUGGUCCUUUAACACACGAUGACUCGGAUGAAGCCUUGGUCAAUGGAUCUGUUGGGAAAGUAAAGGUAAGUGCAGAUGAGGUCUCACGCAAGAUUGAGGGGUUCAACAUUGCAGACGAGGGGAAGACCAGAGAGAAGGAGAAGGAGAAGGAGGAGACGGGAAAUGAGUGAAAUCGUUUCUCCAUUGCUUGACGGGAAGCCCCAGAGCGUUUUGAGCUUUAUCCUAUACAGUUAAAAUCUUUUGUGAAGUAUGGACUUUGCUGAUUUUUUGUAUACAGUUUUAGUCAAUUCUUGCAGAUAUGGGUGUGAACUUGUGGUCACAAGUGAACGCGUUUUUGUUAUGGCACUGUCUUAUGCUUUAUAAUUGUUAAGGUUUUUCGAUUUUUAACCACUGUCGUAGUGAAGACCGUGUUUGAAGAGCAAUUACGUAAACAAAGCUAUACCAAUCUCGCAGAGUUGGCAAUUCAACUUUGGGAGCUUAAUUCA